AUUGACCUCCAAACAGAGUGGUGCUGGCGCUUCCAGUAGCUUGACCCAAUCCAACCAAAUCGACCGUGCGCAACCCGACCCGUCGCGUUCGAGGAAUCAUCGUGCAGUAUGAAAGGAUACGUUGGAUUACUCCUCGCCGUUACGGUAUGCUGCGUGUCAGCACAGGAAAUACACUCGAAUCGCAACCCACGUAUCGUUAACGGGCUGAAUGCGGCCAACACGCCCUACAACGCCUACGUGCUAUAUCUCAACUCGGGCAACUCGGGCUUCUUUGGUGGAGGAUCACUGAUCUCCGAUCGGCAUGUACUGACGGCGGCCCAAAACAUUGCCGGCUUCGUGCGCUGGGAAGUUGGGCUCGGCAGCACCGUGUACGGACAGCUAAACAUGCAAGUGUCCACACAAGCCAUCGCGCAUCCAAGCUUCAACAUGGCAAACCGGGCGAACGAUAUCGGAUUCAUCAUUCUGCCCCAGCCCGUCGUCUUUACCGCACUGAUCAGCCCUAUCCAGCUGCCAAUCCAAGGACGCACUCUGCCGUACGAAAACGAGGAAGGCAUGGUGGUCGGCUUCGGGUUCAACUCGAUCGGAGGACAAACCCGCUCCGACUUCCUGAAGGUGGGCUACCAGCGGGUGAUCAGUGAUUCGCGUUGCGUUGGAAUUUACCAAAUUACGAUCCCGAACCACUUUUGCGCUGAAGAUGUCGUCCAGCGGUCGAACGUGUGCAAUGGCGAUCUUGGUGCUGGUUUCGUCGUCUCGGAACGACGCAUCGACACACUGGUCGGUGUUGCCUCGCUUAUCACUGCGUCGUGUGACUCUACCAACCCAACCGGUUACGCGCGCGUCUCCCAAUACCGCCAAUGGAUCCGUGACAAUACUGGAGUAUAAGGCGGACCUUUCAGAACCCUCCCGCCUGCACUCUGUUUUUGUCCCAUUAUGUGGCCACUGUACUGAAUAAAGCUACCUUUUUUUCUUCAUCUGAGAUUUUCCUACAA
Messenger RNA from Anopheles stephensi (Asian malaria mosquito), 989 nucleotides. Its product is annotated as collagenase-like. NCBI's taxonomy places the organism in Eukaryota, Metazoa, Arthropoda, Insecta, Diptera, Culicidae. The coding region runs from base 109 to 882 and encodes 257 amino acids. Gene Ontology annotation, biological process: proteolysis. The transcript has 3 exons. Gene Ontology annotation, molecular function: serine-type endopeptidase activity. The record is from RefSeq and is a predicted model, not a curated record.